AUGGAUGCGCUCUCUCACGACAAUAUGGAGCGCUUCAAGAAUUUGUCCAAUGACUUUGAGCCUAAUUUGCAUGACCCUCUGGUGUCGACCAAGCAGCUGACGAACAGAAUCGCGCUAGACUAUGCUACUGAAGAUCCCACUCUUGCUACCAAGGCCAGUGUAAAGGCCGUUCCACCGCUUACAGCUACACAGACCCUGGUCGAGUCUGACUCUUUUACUAGGUCCUUGCUGUCACCCACCCAUGAACCGCAUCAUGAAGGGCGAUGGAAACUGCGGUUGGAGAGGUCGGUGGCCUUUGGAUAUUUUGAAACACUUUUUGCUCGCCGGGAUCCUACACACCUGCAGCGUGAGCUGGCCCGGAUCAAGUCUCUUAGUUUACUUCUGGAUCAAGUUGGUCAGCCGGAACACCUGUACGAGUGCUUUGUGGAAGCUACCGCGGAUAUAUUCGACCGAACAUUCGCAGCCAUCCAGAAUGGCGAGCAGGACGAGGCUUUCCUGGUCAAUGCCUUUAAUGAGGAGUACAACUCGAAUGCCGUGCUCGCAUAUUUUAGCGCAUGGAUGAAGCUCAAUCCUCACAGCUACCAUAGCUUCCUGUCUUUGCCGCUAGAGCAGUACUGUGUAACCCACAUCGAAACUGUCCAGACUAAAAUCGACGAAGUUGGACUGCAGGCCCUGGUGGAUGUAGUCAUCGAGGAAGCUGGAUUCGGAGUCGAGGUUUUUCACCUCGACCGAGGCGAUGGCGACGUAUUAACGCCGUUCCAUCUCUCACCGAGCCGUCCCAGCGGUGUAACUAUAAGUUUGCUGUGUCGAUCGGGCCACUAUGACCUUCUCUAUCCUGCUCAUCGGACCAUAAACAUUACCCCUGUGGUGAAUUACCAAUACGCGAUGUCAUUCAACUAUCCACCAUGGGACCAGAGUGUUCUCUCAUUAGACAUCAACUCGCACUUGAUGUUCAUUCCCAACUUAACGGCAGACGGGGUGUUUGGAGUUCGCUCUCCCAUGUCCCCUAUGGCUUCCGUCUCCCCCGCCGCAGCAAGUUCGUUCCGUGCCUCGCCCGCGCAGGGGACGUACCAGCCCCCCACGCAGAAGCAUCUACCCAUUCCAUCAAUUCCCAUUUCUCCAUCAAUGCCUGCCAGGCCGUCUGCCGCACCACCCCCGAUGACUGCACUACACGGUCGGUCAUCGGGCGGGUUGAAAAUCCGGUUGAAUCCGCUAGUUAUGAAGCCCAACUUGAGUCAUUCGCUGCCCUUGAGUACGUCUUUUAAUAACUCGCCGGACAACCGGGCUCAUUUCCAGAAUUCACACUUUGAGCCGAUUCAUUGGGAGCCGGGUAAUUCGGGAAGGUGA
Penicillium cosmopolitanum is the source of this 1347-nucleotide messenger RNA. Its product is annotated as OTU family ubiquitin thioesterase. The transcript is spliced from 6 exons. Gene Ontology annotation, molecular function: cysteine-type deubiquitinase activity; ubiquitin binding. Lineage: Eukaryota; Fungi; Ascomycota; Eurotiomycetes; Eurotiales; Aspergillaceae. The record is from RefSeq and is a predicted model, not a curated record. The coding region runs from base 1 to 1347 and encodes 448 amino acids. Gene Ontology annotation, cellular component: nucleus. Gene Ontology annotation, biological process: protein K48-linked deubiquitination.